UCCAAAAUCUCUAUUUAAAGCACACAUACCAUUACGUUCAUGAGAAUCGUCAUCGAGCAACAAUGGUGGGAAGAACAUUAAGAUCUGCUCUGUUUUUCUUCGUCGCUUUCUCUGCUCUCCUCACAUCUCAGCAUUCCAAUGCUUAUCCCCUCUCAACCCAAAGCCGAUGGAUCACGGACGACUUCAAUGGCGAACGAGCCAAACUAGUGUGCGGCAACUGGGCGGGACACCUUCAGCCGAUGCUUCCAGAAGGUCUGGACAAGCGGCCGUUGAAGGAGAUGGUGGCUCAAAUAGUGAAGUACAAGUUCAAUUGCGUGCGUCUGACGUACGCGAUCUACAUGUGGACUCGCUACAUGGAUCGCAAUGCGGGAAAAACCCUAGAGGAAUUGGACAUUCCGGAGACGGUGGAAGGGAUUAAGAAGAACAAUCCGUGGGUGCUGAACAAGACGCAUGUGGAGGCGUUUGAAGAAGUGGUGCGGGAGCUUGGGAAUCAGAAGGUGAAGGUGUUGCUGGAUAAUCAUGUGAGCGAUCCCAAAUGGUGCUGCGCCGAUGACGACGAGAAUGGCUUCUUCAAUGACAGGCACUUCGAUCCCAACGAGUGGGUGAAGGGCCUCACUUGGCAGCCCAACGCUUUUCUGGGAAUUCCGCCGUACGUGGUGGCCAUGAGCUUGAGGAAUGAACUCCAUGGUCCUCGUCAAUACGUGGGUGAUUGGUACAUUUAUAUGAGCCAAGGAGCAACAGCAGUUCACAGGGCGAACCCAAAUGUGCUGGUGGUUGUCUCAGGCCUCAACUACGACACUGAGCUUCAGUUCCUAAAGAAAAGGCCUCUUCACUUAGGUUUGGGCAGGAAAUUGGUGUUUGAGACACAUUUGUAUUCAUGGUCUGGAAUUGGAACACUAAAGCUGAAAGAUAUCUGGACUAAGCAGCCAUUGAACAGAAUUUGUGCCAGAGCCAUUAACGGCAUAGACCACAGAGCGGGGUUCCUUACUCGUGGCGACAAUGCUUUUCCUUUGAUUUUCACAGAAUUUGGGUUCGACCAAGAAGGUUCUACUGAAGCAGACAACAAGUACUUGACUUGCCUUCAAACCUACCUUGUUGGGAGAGACCUGGAUUGGGGCCUCUGGGCUUUGCAAGGUGGCUAUUACCUGAGAGAAGACCAGGUUCAACUUGAGGAGACAUUUGGUGUCAUGGAUGCCUCCUGGCAAAAUCUGAGGUUCCCAAACUUCACCCAACUCUUCCAACUCCUUCAAAGGAAGAAUCAAGAUCCAACUUCCAAAUUCCCUAUUGCAAAUAUCUUGUACUACCCACUGAGUGGCCAGUGUGUCCACGUUAACCAGAAGAAUGAGCUUGAAGUGGGAAGUUGUGAGAACAAGAUCGAGAGAUGGGUUCAUGAAGAUGGAUCUCAGAUUCUCUUAAGUGGUACGAACAAAUGCCUAACUGCAUCAGGUGAAGGGCUUCCUGUUGUCGUGUCUGAUGGUAAUAAUUGCCAGAGCAAGCAGAGUAGUUCUUGGAAGUCUGCGUCACUCUCAAAGCUUCACUUGGCUACGGUGGACCAGCAUGGCAAGCAAUUGUGCCUGCACCAGGACGCAAACUCUUCAACAAUUGUGACAAGAAGAUGCAUCUGUAUACUAGAUGAUCCUACUUGUUUGGACGAUCCCAGAAGCCAGUGGUUCCAGUUUGUCCCCACCAAUUUGUAGUUCCUAACAAUUUGUGUUGGCUCUCUCGCUUGUAGAAAUGAAAUUUGAUUAGGGGCGAUAUAAUGAGGAAGAACACGCUUUAAGUCAAUUGCACGCAACUUUUGAAAUGCUUUUAAUUAUGAACUACAGACUUGUAGAUCCAUAGUCCGCAAUGGAUUGAGGAUGUUCCCAUUUACCAAUUAUAACAAGGAAGAGCUAUUGAGUAUUCAG
Messenger RNA from Neltuma alba, 1907 nucleotides. RefSeq names its product glycosyl hydrolase 5 family protein-like. Lineage: Eukaryota; Viridiplantae; Streptophyta; Magnoliopsida; Fabales; Fabaceae. The coding region runs from base 63 to 1697 and encodes 544 amino acids. Gene Ontology annotation, molecular function: hydrolase activity, hydrolyzing O-glycosyl compounds. Gene Ontology annotation, biological process: polysaccharide catabolic process. The transcript is spliced from 3 exons. The record is from RefSeq and is a predicted model, not a curated record.